Molecule: messenger RNA, 1413 nt
Organism: Blepharisma stoltei
Lineage: Eukaryota; Ciliophora; Heterotrichea; Heterotrichida; Blepharismidae
Source: the annotation of a GenBank genome assembly
AUGGAUUCACCUGCGCGACGUCUUUAUCUCAUAAACACUCAUCUAACUGGCAAGCCAACAUUAACAGUAACAGACAACCGUACAGGUAAAACAAUCGAAGUCCCAGUGAAAUAUAACUACAUCGACGCAAAAGAUCUAUCAAAACUGAAAAACGACCAAGGCGAAAACCUUAUGCUUUAUGAUCCUGGCUAUAUGAACACUAUCAACUGCACAUCUAAAAUUAGCUAUAUUGAUGGCGAUAAAGGGAUUUUAGAAUACCGCGGAUAUCCUAUAGAGGAACUCGCUGAAAAAUCAACCUUCCUAGAAGUCGCUUUUCUAUUAAUAUAUGGAGAGCUCCCUACCCAGUCUCAAAAGAUCCUUUGGGAACAAAGAAUUUUACGUCAUACCUAUCUCCAUACAGAUAUAGGCAAAAUGAUGCAGAGUUUCCAUUACGAUGCCCAUCCUAUGGGAAUCGUUGUGAGCACUAUGAGUGCAAUGAGUACUUUCCAAGCUGAACAAAACCCCACACUUUUGGUUGGGAUUGACCCUUAUUCAGACCCAUUGGUCCUCAACAAACAAAUUCAUAGAAUUUUAGGAAGAAUGCCGACAGUUGCAGCUUAUGCAUACCGUCAUCGUAUCGGGAGACCUUAUAAUGAGCCAGCUCAAGGUCUAGGAUACAUUGAGAACUUCUUCUAUAUGCUAGAUAGGCUUAAUGAAACCAAUUAUGCUCCUCAUCCUAAACUUGUAAGAGCAUUAGACAUUUUAUUUAUUUUACAUGCAGAGCAUGAGCUAAACUGCUCAACAGCUGCUAUGAGGCAUUUAGCCAGCAGUGAAGUUGACGUCUAUACUUGUGUGGCAGGGGCUGCAGCUGCUCUUUAUGGAAGAAAACAUGGAGGAGCUAAUGAAGCAGUCUUACGAAUGCUUGAAGAGAUUGGGAGUGUUGAAAAUAUUCCAGCAUUUUUGGAUAAAGUCAAAAUUGGAAAAGGAAGGCUUAUGGGAUUUGGGCAUAGAGUUUAUAAAAAUUAUGACCCUAGAGCUAAAAUUGUAAAAAGACUGGCAGAUGAUGUAUUUUCUAUAUGUGGAAAAGAGCCGUUAAUUGAUAUUGCGGUUGAGCUUGAAAGAAUUGCGCUGACUGAUAAGUACUUUAUUGACAGAAAAUUGUACCCAAAUGUAGAUUUUUAUACUGGGGUGAUUUAUAAGUCUAUGGGGUUCCCUACUGAUAUUUUCCCUGUGCUAUUUACGAUCCCAAGAGUAGCUGGAUGGCUUGCGCAUUGGAAAGAGUUUCAUACUGACCCUGAAAACAAGAUUGUUAGACCAAGACAAAAUUAUAUAGGAUAUACUACACGUCAUUAUAUACCAAUUUCUGACAGAAAAGAAUCGAAAUUCUACCUUCAAUCACUUGCAUCGGGUAAUCAAAGGAGAAGAGAAGUUUAA